CCAAGUCCUCGUCACCUUCUCGCUUAUAACUUGCUUCCUUUCUCUCUCUAGAAAUCCUCUAUUUUUUCUCUCUAAGGUUUUUCACCACACUGAACCCAAAGAAACAAUUGCAGUCGUCAUCCAACAAUGGUUGACAAAUCGAAGAAGCGAAAGAAGGUGACCAUAACUGAAGACAACAUGUCCACCCUCUUACGGAGGUACUCCGUGAGCACGGUGCUCGCGUUGCUGCAAGAAGUUUCUCAGGCGGCCGGAGAGAAGAUCAAUUGGGCUGAAAUGGUUAAGAACACAACCACCGGAAUUUGCAGUGCGAGGGAGUACCAAAUGCUGUGGCGCCAUCUCGCCUACGGCGAAACCCUAGAUCAAAUUGAGCCUGACUCAAAUCCUAUGGACGAUGAUAGUGAUUUGGAAUACGAGCUGGAAGCUUUUCCUGCUGCAGGACGUGAAGCUUCAGUGGAGGCUGCAGCAUGUGUUAAAGUUUUAAUUGCUUCUGGAUGCACAAAUGAUUCGAAUCUUCCAAACAACUCAACCGUUUCAACAAUUGAGGGACCAUUGACCAUUAAUAUACCAAACAGCAAGGCUUUGUCCAUGCCUUCAGAUAGUUCACCUUUUACCAGUGGUAGGCAGGGGACAAACAUUACGAUUCCUGUUUCUUUACAAAAGGUGCCAUCAUCUUCAGGGUUAUCUGGUGAAAAAAGGCCUGGUACUGAGGCAUCAGGAGUUAAUUUACCUCGAAGGAAAAGAAGGGGUUGGUCUGUGGAAGAGGAUCAGAAACUCACAGCUGCUGUGAAAAACAUUGUUGAACCAAAUUGGGCUCUUAUUGCCAGCAAGGAUUUCAACAACGACAGAAAACCAUCAGAGUUAUCUCAGAGGUGGGCCAAUCUCAAGAAAAAGCAGGCUAACCUAAAAUCGGGUACCACUUCACUUGUUCCUGAAACUCAACUGGCUGCUGCACAUCGAGCCAUGUCCCUAGCACUAGAUAUGCCAAUGGGUGACAAUUUGAAAGCAACUUCAGCCGGAAUGAAAUCCCAGCACCAACCUCGAAAAUCCUCCGUGCUGCCCGAUCAGCCAUUGGGAAGAGGAGGAGGAAGUGGGCCUCCGAAACCUCAGGCACCGCCUAAACGACCUCCCACAAACCCGACCCCCACACCUGACUCAAUGGUCAAAGCUGCUGCAGUCGCUGCCGGGGCCCGCAUAGCCUCCGCAUCAGAUGCCUCUUCCCUACUUGAGGCUGCGCGCUCUCAAAAUGUCGUCCAUAUCACGACUGGCGGCGGGCCCAUGAUGAGAUCGGGCCCAGCGGGCCUCAGCAGCCAACUGCCGAGCAAUGUGCAUUUUAUCCGCAAUGGCCUGGUGAAGGCCCCGAUCUCUACGUAUUCGCCUGCUAAGCCUAGUGUUCCGCGCGCAGUCGAACAUCAGCAUGCGCAAAAAGAGGCUGCUCAUAGGAAUCAAGCUAGUCAGUCGGCUGGGUCGGGCAAUCGCGAAGUGGAAAAGCAAGUUCAAUCUGCCAGUAAUGAAGGUAAAGAUGAUGGGAUGGCUGUAGUGACCUCAGGAAAAGAGGAUAAUGGUGAGUUGAAAUGCUGAUCUAGUUAGUUAAUACAGAGGGAUAAACAUGGAAACUGCUCUUGAGGUUUGUUUGCUAUGUGAAAUAAUACAUACAAAACGGGUAAAGUUAGAAAUUUGCGAAAAAAUGAUCUAGGUUUUGUUAUGUUUAACGUUUUACCCUUGCCAUUAGUUAGUUGGCUUGAAAAGAUUUGCUUGUUGCCAACUUUUUAGAAUCCUACAAAUGGCAUCGACUUUGAACUUGGAUAUGUGGUGUGUUUAGAUAAAAGUGAGGAUGUAAGUGUGAAUUGUGAGACGAAACGUUUGGAUUGUUUGAAAUGUGUAGAAAAGUUUAUGGAUGUUAAUUUGCAAAUAUUUUUAUGACGUUAGCGAAGCUUUCGUUGCCCUUAAUUCUGCUAAUGACAUCUACAACAUAUAAGACAUAUGUAACUUCAAGCGUAGUCAUUGAAAUUCAUUUUCUUGGCAGUUUGGGCCAACCCCAAAGGGUAGCUUUUGUAGCUAUCGGUAAGAGUUGGUGAUGACAGUGAUUGGUAUUGCAGGUGAAAAGAUCACUGAGAACAAAUGUACAAGCUGAGGGAUUAAUGAGAAUCAUGGUCCAAAAGGAUGUGGGCCUGGCCUGAAGGUUUACUUCAGCAGAAAUAUGGAUGUGGUAUGAAAAAAGUGAAGUAAUGCUGAAGUUUGGCUGCUGGAGAUGGGGAAAAAACAAUUCCCGUGUAUGAAUAUCAGUUGUUUAACUUUAGUUUGGCAUGCAAUGAGUUAUUAUUUGAUCUGUACAUAAUUGUGGAUGAAGCUUGUUAUAGUUCUCAUGUCUGGAUGUAGCGAUAGCUUGUUCAUUUCGUGCAGCUUCUUGAAAUUCAUUUACUUGCAGUUAGGAUUGAGAAGCCAACAUAUGGGAUGGGAUACUGAUGACAAAAAAACCCAACUAAUAGCAAAAGAACCAAUGAUAUUGUUUUGUACAAUACUGGCUUGUGAGGAACCUCGGUCAGUUCGUAUAUGGUUGCUAAUAGUCUAAUACGUAUGUUGGAUUGUACACAUCCUUACGGUUUUGUUUGUGGCAGGUGUAGUGAAUUGUAGAAGCUACAAUGAAGUUAUGUGAACUAUUUAUUAAUAAUAUAUUACUUACUAAAAUCAUGAUCUUUUCUGUAAGAUGAAAAAAAUGUUUAUUUUUGGGAUCUUGCAUCUGGCUAGCCGAUCUAGCUUUGGAUUGGGUUUUUAGAUUUGAGGGCUUUGGAUCUACGGUUUUCAUUUUGUCAUAUGGUGCGAGGAGUGGUUUUUUGUGUUGGGUUGGG
This is a messenger RNA of Striga asiatica, 2846 nucleotides long. The record is from the annotation of a GenBank genome assembly. NCBI's taxonomy places the organism in Eukaryota, Viridiplantae, Streptophyta, Magnoliopsida, Lamiales, Orobanchaceae.